Raphanus sativus (radish) is the source of this 2067-nucleotide messenger RNA. Its product is annotated as zinc finger CCCH domain-containing protein 45. The coding region runs from base 329 to 1897 and encodes 522 amino acids. The record is from RefSeq and is a predicted model, not a curated record. The transcript has 4 exons. NCBI's taxonomy places the organism in Eukaryota, Viridiplantae, Streptophyta, Magnoliopsida, Brassicales, Brassicaceae. Gene Ontology annotation, molecular function: metal ion binding.
GGUAGGCCACAAUAAAUAGACAAAGAAGAGAGACACAGUUGUUAUCCUUGUUCUAGGGUUCUUAGCCACGCAAAUCCUCGCGCCGCUUCUCUCUCUUUUUUCUCUAUCGCAGAUCUCUAACUCACGCUCUCCCCUCGAAUUGAAUCCUUCUCUGAUUCUCAACGUGUUUUCUCUCUUCGGUUAACAAAGAAAUCUAUAGAUCCAGCAAAUCGUAUUGAUCAUCAUCGUCUGUUUGAAUCUGAUAAACGGAUAAUCGAAUUACCUGGAAAAAAAAUAAAUUCGAUUUUUCUUUUUUUUGUUUACUGGAUUUAGAUCUUUGAGAUUAAUAAUGAAUAUUACGAAGAGAUCGAAGAAAUCGAGGGUUUCAUGGCCAUCAGGUCCUAAGCUUUGUCAGGUUAAGGUGUUUCGAACAGAGGACUGUCCGGCAAAAGUUGCAUCACAGCCACAACGUCUUAACUACCCAAAGCAAUCACCUGGGAAACGCCAAGUCCCAGAUCUUCCACCUGGUUUUGAAGGGAAUCACUAUGCUGAUAAGCUCAGUGUCUCAACCAUUCCUCGGAUCAAAUGGAAACGACCUCGUAAGCAGUUCCUAGUCAGUGAUGCUUGGCUGAUGGGAGAUGGUGGAGAGAGCACUGAAAGGAGAACUGAAAACUUGAGGAUUUCUAAAGUGUUGGAAGCUAUCUAUCCUCAUCGCUCUACCAUCCCUUCUCGACCGUCUGUUUCACCGCUUGUUGAAGCCGAAAGCUUCGACGACAGCAAAACUCCCGCCAUUCGUCUCACUCCGAUCGAGGACGAGUCUGACUCUUCAGAGGAGUCAUCAAACACUUGUCUUGAAUCUGGCUUCACCGCAAGCAAGCAAGUUUCGUUGGAGACAAAACCUCUUCCCUGUUCGAUCCAAGAACUGGCUUCUGGUCUUGCACCACACUUGAGCCUGGCUGCUUCUGCGGCUCUUUCUGCACUGAUGAAAACCAAUGAACAGGGGAGUAUGAUCGAUCCUGAUCUACUUAUCAAACUCCUCCGCGACCCCGAAAUGAUCAAGAAUCUGAUCACUGACGACGCAUCAGGUAAAUCCUCUGAAACUAAAAAUCAGCACCUUGAGACUAAUAACGUCAACCAUACUAGGAUUGUUCCGCAACAACAUGUCACUGCCUUACCCAUGACAAAGCCAAAGCCAACCAUAGUACCUCAGAAACAGAGUGUUGCUCCUUCUCAGCCUAUUACUAACCAUGAGCAGAAACGAGCGUCUCCACCUAAGCCUGAGCAGAGACGAGUGUCUCCACCUAAGCCUGUAAACCAAAAGAUAUUUCCAUUAAAUCAGAUCAAUAGAAACCCGGUCAGUAGUAUACCAAUGUCUGUUCAACCAUCUCUCCCACCUCGUCUCCCGUCGAGUUCUCUACCAAUGGACAUUAACCACCAGAGACCUCCACAUGUUUUCUCAGAACCAAAGGUAACAAUGAAUCCUCAACCCCAACCUCAACACAAUUCUGCAUACCGCACUCCUGAAAUGAAAAUUGUUCAAGCACCGGUUGAUUUUGGAAGGGGUCCUCAAACUGGUUUCAACAAUUAUCCAAUGAACUUUAACCGGACUGAUGUCAAUGGUAGACCUAAACCGGUUGUGCAACCAAUGAAGAGUGAUGACUAUUUCAAGAACCUUAUAAGGCAACAUGGUACAGUGAAUCAUGAAACUAACCAAUACCAUUCACAAAAUGGAAAAUUCAGUGGACGCAUUGAUCAAAAUAAGGUACAGAAACAGUGUGUGUACAAUGGCACUCCUAGAGGUUGUCAGAUGGGUGAUAGUUGCGUCUAUGUGCAUGACCGACUGAGACCUAAUUUUGAGGCCGAGGCUCCAAUGGCUAAGAGGUUGAAGUUUGGAAGGUAUGAUAGAAAUGGUUUUUGAACAUAUAAAUUCCGACUCUUGAUUCAAUUCCAAAUCACAAAGUAGAAUUUGUCUUUAGCAAAACAAAACCUGAGUUGAAACAAUUUCAAAUUUGAUUAACUUUUGUGCAUCAAUUUUUUUCAUUAGUUGAACAAAAAUAAGUUUAGGUCACCCAAAGUGACCGGAACCAA